AUGGAAGAAGUUUUUGAGGAUGCUACAAGCUCUGACACAAAAGAAACAUACCUUUUACAAGAUCAAAAUGAUGAGUCAGUUAACCUAGAUGUAUUAUCCCACAGCACACCUUCACUGGAUGAUGUUGAAAACAGUGUUGUUGAUCUGAAAGAAGAUUUAAUUAUCAAAGGGGAUCCGUCAUGUAAAGAAAUGUUAGAGGCGCAAACGACACAAGAUGCUCUCCCAUCUUCUAAUUUACAUGUGGCCAAAGACAAUGGGUUAGGAAACUUAAGCAUGGAAGUACACCUGAGUCAAUCUUCCUGCAAUAGUAUACAGCCAGUUUCAGAUGAAAGACAUACUGAUAGUGAAUCUCCUGCUAAGAAAAUACAUUGUUCUGAAGACAAAAACACAUCCAACUGCAUAGAAAUUCUUGAUGUAACAACUCCUGAAGAACCUGAAAUGGAAGAAGUUUUUGAGGAUGCUACAAGCUCUGACACAAAAGAAACAAAUCUAUUACAAGAUCAAAAUGAUGAGUCAGUUAAUCUCAAUGUAUUAUCCCACAGCACACCUUCACUGGAUGAUGUUGAAAACAGUGUUGUUGAUCUGAAAGAAGAUUUAAUUAUCAAAGGGGAUCCGUCAUGUAAAGAAAUGUUAGAGGCGCAAACGACACAAGAUGCUCUCCCAUCUUCUAAUUUACAUGUGGCCAAAGACAAUGGGUUAGGAAACUUAAGCAUGGAAGUACACCUGAGUCAAUCUUCCUGCAAUAGUAUACAGCCAGUUUCAGAUGAAAGACAUACUGAUAGUGAAUCUCCUGCUAAGAAAAUACAUUGUUCUGAAGACAAAAACACAUCCAACUGCAUAGAAAUUCUUGAUGUAACAACCCCUGAAGAACCUGAAAUGGAAGAAGUUUUUGAGGAUGCUACAAGCUCUGACACAAAAGAAACAAAUCUAUUACAAGAUCAAAAUGAUGAGUCAGUUAAUCUCGAUGUAUUAUCCCAGAGCACACCUACACUGGAUGAUGUUGAAAACAGUGUUGUUGAUCUGAAAGAAGAUUUAAUUAUCAAAGGGGAAUCCGUCAUGUAAAGAAAU
Homalodisca vitripennis (glassy-winged sharpshooter) is the source of this 1068-nucleotide messenger RNA. RefSeq lists its product as uncharacterized. Lineage: Eukaryota; Metazoa; Arthropoda; Insecta; Hemiptera; Cicadellidae. The record is from RefSeq and is a predicted model, not a curated record. Bases 1 to 1062 code for a protein of 353 amino acids. The transcript has a single exon.